AGGACCUGCGACAACGUGGCUUGCAUGAGUGGCUGGCGUCGCUGUCUUUCGAUAACCCCGAUUGUCCUGACCUGCAGCUGACCAUGGGUGCAGUAAUUGUGGAAGAAAUUAGGGUGGCUGUAGAAGCAGCCACCGGAUUCAGGUGUUCAGCUGGGAUUUCACACAACAAGACACUGGCAAAACUGGCCUGUGGGUUAAACAAGCCCAACCGCCAGACGCUAGUAUCUUCGCGAUUUGUCCCACAGCUCUUCAGCCAACUGCCCGUCGGCAAUAUCCGUAACCUGGGAGGCAAGCUUGGCACUGCCAUCACAGACAUCCUGGGAGUAGAGUACAUCGGGGAGCUGACACAGUUCAGUGAGACACAGCUCCAGACUCACUUUGGAGACAAAACUGGGUCCUGGCUUUAUGACUUGUGCAGAGGAAUUGAAGAGGAGCCUGUGAAAAACCGGUACUUGCCCCAGUCCAUUGGCUGCAGCAAGAACUUCCCUGGGAGGACAGCCUUGGCCACGCAAAAGGAGGUGCAGCACUGGCUCCUGCAGCUGGCCUUGGAGCUGGAAUCCAGGCUGAUCAAGGACAGGAGCCAGAACCACAGAGUGGCCAAGCAGCUGAUGGUGGUCAUCCGCAUGCAGGGAGACACCCGGGUGUCGCGCUUUUGUGCUCUGUCCCGCUACGAUGCCCAGAAGAUGUGCAACGAUGCCUUUGCCCUCAUCCAAAACUGCAACGCGGCUGGGGCUCACCAGGCGGCCUGGUCUCCACCGCUCAUAUCGGUGCUUCUCUCGGCAAGCAAGUUCUCGGAGCCUGCCACGCACCUCUCUGCAGGCAUCGCCACCUUCCUGACAAGCGAUACCCAGCCUGAUGGUAUGGCCACCACCAGCCAAAACACCACGUCUUCUAGGAGGCCCAGGGUCAAGUUCUUCAGGAGCCCAAGCAAAGAGCUUAGGCAGAAGCCAGCUAAUGCUAUUGAGUCAUUCUUCCAAAAGGCAACAGAAAGGCAGCAGUCACAGACGGCAGCAGCAACCAGCCUGCCCACUGCUACCACUGCAGGGUCACCUGUGCCCAGCUCUCCAGAGCACCAAGAGAGAGAUGGCGUUGGACUUGCCUGUGGGCGGUGUGACCCGGAGUCCCCUGUGAAGCGGAGUCCCAGAGACGGGAGCCCUACUUCUCCUUACAAGAGGCUUCCCUGUGAGAAGUUGCCAUCUGAUGCUACACAAACACCCUCGACUCCACCCAGCGUCAGGACCCUUCUGAAAUUAGAGCCAGCUAUGGAGGGAAACGAGCAAAAUUUCCCACCCUCUCCUGAGCUCGCCCCGCUCCCUCCUGCCUCACCGGGGGACCAGCAGUACUGUGAGAAGUGCGGCCAGCUCGUCCUGGUGUGGGAGUUCCCAGAGCACACGGACUACCACUUUGCUCUGGAGCUGCAAAGCUCCUUCCUGGAGCCCAGCGCUCCCACAGCUCCAGCAGAC
This is a messenger RNA of Cariama cristata (Red-legged seriema), 1463 nucleotides long. RefSeq names its product polymerase (DNA directed), eta (gene POLH). The annotation marks the transcript as partial. The transcript is spliced from 7 exons. Gene Ontology annotation, cellular component: nucleus; replication fork; site of double-strand break. Gene Ontology annotation, molecular function: DNA-directed DNA polymerase activity; damaged DNA binding. Lineage: Eukaryota; Metazoa; Chordata; Aves; Cariamiformes; Cariamidae. The record is from RefSeq and is a predicted model, not a curated record. Gene Ontology annotation, biological process: response to radiation; error-prone translesion synthesis.